GUUUUGUUUAACCUCGUUAACACGCAGAAACAAACCUAUACUGCAAUAUCAUUAAAAGUGAUCACUCAAUAGUAUCAAAUGGAACGAUUAAAACCUCAUUUAUCUGCUAAAGAAAAAAGAGAUCGGAAAAAAAAUCUGAAAAAAAAUCGGAAUAGCAAUAAUGUUGUUGAUGGUCCCAGUACCAGUACUUUUGUCACCGAUCAUUAUACAUGGCCGGAUCUUUUGGAAUCUGUGAAUCGUCGCACCAAAAAUGGAUUUUCCUCGACAUCAAAUAAACGUUCACCCGUGGAGAAGGCUAAAAUUCCAUCAAAUACAUAUUUAGCCAACAAAGAAAAAAGAGAUCGAACUAACAAUCAGACUAGCCAUGGUAUUGGUGCUCCCAGUACCAGUACUUCUGUCACCGUUCAUAAUACGUUACCGGAUCUUUUGGAAUCACAACAACGGCAAUCCAACAAUAAUCAAAUUGAAGACAAAAAAUCAUCACUGGCCUGCAUAUCUCCGAUUACUUUUUCUGGAUCUACUGUUGCCAAUCCUGCUAAAAGAAAGAGAGAGCGUUUCCUCAUAUUGAAGCUGAACACUAAGUAG
Molecule: messenger RNA, 585 nt
Organism: Rhopalosiphum maidis (corn leaf aphid)
Lineage: Eukaryota; Metazoa; Arthropoda; Insecta; Hemiptera; Aphididae
Exons: 3
Coding region: 79-585 (168 amino acids)
Source: RefSeq, a predicted model, not a curated record